AUGGCUGAAUCUGAUCUCCACUUCACCCUCGUCGGCGACGUAUUUCUGCCUCUGACGGAGGAGGAAGCCACUGCUGCUAGUGGUGGUCAGCCAACGGCCGUUGGCUGGAGUCAUCUUUUCCUCACUGUGCUCUGGAAUCCGGACGCAGUCGGCGUCCUCUCCGGCUGGUUUUGGACAGAGUGGCUGCAGAAAGACAAGGUGACGAGACCUUUUGCAGGUUGUGGAGAUGCUGACUGCCUCAACUUCUGGAUCGGCCAGCGGUUCACCGUCUGUGAGGAUGAGCGUCAGCCUGGCGCUGUUGCACAUCGUUCUGGCCAGAUCUCUCUGGGCAACAUUGCCAUUUUCACAGGAGCAAUCCUCAGACGUUUGAAGCCUGACCCUCAUCAGUCUCAGGAUUCCCACAGAAUCGAACAAAUCAGACGCCUUGCCUUGAGUUUGGCGCUCUGCGGUCCCGAAUGGUGUAACACUGUAGCUAGUUUCGAUCUUGGGGAUCGCCUCCUGAGGGCAAACACUGUGCUUCGUGGUCUGUUACAGCCCCACCGUCUUCGCAGCGGUGAUACUACCAACCAGAUUCAUCUUUCUGAGGCAGCAACCAAACUGCUCACGCCGCCGUCCUCGGAUCUGCCUACUGUCGUGCCCUGGUUCUCCCUCCUAAAAGCAAUCAUCAAGGUUGUUAUUUCCCCUGGGAACCUUCUUAUAGUGCUGGUUUUCGGGUUUGCCCUAAGUGUCAUCAACUCCGUUAUUCACAUUUAUCUUCUACACUGUCUGCUGGCAAUGGUUCCGAGCUACUCCCUGGACCGCGUCCUCUGGUUCUCCACCUGCGACUUUACUGUCUACGAGGGCGAUAAACCACGUUUAAGCACGCACUCUAGUGCAAUGCUCUACGCCAAUCGACCUCUGAGUUCUGUCUCAAACGCCUCGUAA
Molecule: messenger RNA, 924 nt
Organism: Dibothriocephalus latus
Lineage: Eukaryota; Metazoa; Platyhelminthes; Cestoda; Diphyllobothriidea; Diphyllobothriidae
Source: the annotation of a GenBank genome assembly